Coregonus sp. 'balchen' is the source of this 817-nucleotide messenger RNA. The record is from the annotation of a GenBank genome assembly. Lineage: Eukaryota; Metazoa; Chordata; Actinopteri; Salmoniformes; Salmonidae.
AUGGCUAGUCAGGAACACAGCUGGAGGGUUACAGUACUAAUGGAUCGUCAGAGAUACACCAGUAUGGAGGGGUUACAGAUUAAUGGUAGUCAGAGAUACACCAGUCCUGGAGGGUUACAGUAAUUAAUGGAUAGUCAGAGAUCCACCAGUCCUGGAGGGUACAGUAAUAAGGAUAGUCAGAGAGACACAGUCCGGGAGGGUUGGGAGGGUUACAUUAUAUAAUGGAUAGUCAGAGGUACACCAGUCCUGGAGGGUUACAGUAUUAAUGGAUAGUCGAGAACACACAGUCCUGGAGGGUUUUACAGUAUAUAAAUGGAUAGUCAGAGGUACACCAGUCUGGAGGGUUGGUACUGUAUAUAAUGGAUAGUCACGAGGACCACCAGUCUGGAGGGUUACAGUCAUAAGGAUAGUCAGAGUACAUCAGUCUGGAGGGUUACAGUAUAUACUGGGAGUUCAGAGAUACACCCAGUCCUGGAGGGUUUACAGUAUAUUUUUGUAAUGGAUAGUCAGAGAUGACCCCAUCCUGGAGGUUUACAGAUAUAAAUGGAUAGUCAGAGAUACACCAGUCCUGAGGGUUACAGUUAUAUAAUGGAUAGUCAAGAGAUACACCAGUCCUGGAGGGUACAGUUAUAUAAUGGAUAGUCAGAGAUACAACAGUCCUGGAGGGUUACAGUAUCUAAUGGAUAGUCAGAGGAUCAACCAGUCCUGGAGGGUUACAGUAUCAAUGGAUAGUCAGAGAUUUACCCAGUCCUGGAGGGUUCCAGUAUAUAAUGGAUCGUCAGAGAUUACACUAGUCCUGGAGGGUUACAGUAUAUAA